This is a messenger RNA of Megalobrama amblycephala (Wuchang bream), 4621 nucleotides long. RefSeq names its product filensin. Bases 1742 to 3721 code for a protein of 659 amino acids. The record is from RefSeq and is a predicted model, not a curated record. NCBI's taxonomy places the organism in Eukaryota, Metazoa, Chordata, Actinopteri, Cypriniformes, Xenocyprididae. Gene Ontology annotation, biological process: lens fiber cell development. Gene Ontology annotation, molecular function: structural constituent of eye lens. The transcript has 8 exons. Gene Ontology annotation, cellular component: cytoplasm; intermediate filament.
UGCCAUUUCCAGAGUUUGUACAUUAACAAAUUCCUCCUAGAGCUUUAAUCAGAUCAACAUCAUAUUUGAUCACUCUAAUCUAAAGGCCUUUGAGACAUUGAACUGCGAAGAUAUAGAGUUUAUAUUGAGGCACGUGUCCGUGGCGGCCUGACAAAAUUCGAUGUUUUGCCAUGAAACAGGAAGUUGUUGUAACUCGGGCAUACAAUUUCUGAUCUGCCCCAAACUUCACAAGUUUGAUAAUAGUCCUGACCUGAAGACAUCUACAUGGCAAUAUUCAGUUACAGUCAAAGUGGCACCUGCUGGCAGCAGGAAUUGUGGUGCAUCAUAUUUUUCCUCUAUUUAUCCGCUUAAAUGAAUAUCGCCCACUGUUCACUGUUUUCCUAAGGCCACCGGGUGGCGGUGAGCCUGGGUGUGAGGGCCUUUUCAUCGCUGUUUGCAGCUUUAAUUUUUUAAUAUAACUCCAAUUGUCUUUGUCUUAAAAAAGAUAGUCAUAAACAGCUAGGAUGGCUUGAGGGUGAGUAAAUCAUGUGAUAAUUUUCAUUUUUGGGUGAACCAUCCCUUUAAGUGUUAAGACAUGACUUCCACCGGACACACAGGCCAAAUUCCUAUAGUCAUCCAUGACAAUGGGAAAGACCAGAGAAUACAGUAAUGAUGUGUGGCAAAAGGUUGUUGAGCUUCACAAAUCAUGAAAUGGUUAAAAGAUAAUAGUUUAAUUGUUGGGAUUCUUAUUUCCACUAUUUGGGCAUUAAUUUAGAAGUUUAACUCAACUGGAGAUGGUGACAAUGUACUUGGAAGAGUACGUGUCUCUAUAUUGGCCCCACAUGCACAGAAGAGGAUGUUUGGGUCACCAAACAACUGUAAGGAUUAAAAUUUGGACAAUUGCAGCCGCUAGUUGGGUCUUAGGGUCAGAAAGACACCAAAACUAUGAUCAGACCUCACCUAUAUAGCCACAACCUGUUUGGGAAGGUUGCAGUAAAAAGCCUUUGGUGCCAUCAAACAGCAUAUCAUGCACAUGUGCCAAAAAUUUUUUUUUUUAUUAUUAUCAUUAUUAUUUCAACUAUCUGACUUUAAUCAGUUUUUUGUGAAUAUUUUGAAUGAAAGACUAAGAGGAAAAAUUGCAAAAACAAAAUUUUCACAGUCCGUUUUGCUCAUAUUUACCAAGAUGCCAAUAUUUUGUGGAGCCCACUGUAGGCUACUGAGUCUUAGUGGCAAUAAUUUACAAUCUUAUUUCCAUGCAAUAAGAUAUCAAUUUCAUGAGGUUUAUCAGUGGCUGCACCGAUGGAUGUAUUGACAUGACGUGUAGUAAAGUACUGGCUGUGUGUGUGCCAAUGCCAGACUGUAGUCGAAAAAAGUUUGUUUUUUUCGUGUGCCCUAAAACAGCAGGCCCUGCAAUUUUUCAUUGUCAAACAGAGGGCUGUGGAAGCGUGUCAUUGUGAUCAUAGACAGAGCUGCUGAUCUGGAAACAAAAGCAGAACUCAAAAGAUCAUUCAACACGGCAAAGCCCUCGACAAUGCUGGUGCUUUUGCUGGCCUUGUGCACACAGGACUUCACUGGAAGAAUCCAUAGGGACACCAUGUGAAACACCAGUGUUUUUGCUAUUUGGCCCCGUGGCCCGAACGGGCAGAGUUUAGUCUAGCAUGAGACAGCGGAGGGUGAGCACCCCAGUUUUCACACACUAAAGGUGCUGAGGGGUAAAGCACUAAGUUGAAGAUUGCCGAGGUGGAACCAUCACGCACACGGUAUGUUGAAGACCAGCAUCCUGCGUGAGGUGCGCAAGGAGAAGUACGAGCGCUCCGAUGUCGUCGAGGAGCCCAGCAGCCCAGAGACAGAGUCGGCUCCGGCCGGCAGGCCCUCGACAGCGGGCGUCCCGGGCUGGGAGAGCCUGCAGGAGCUGAACAGCCGUUUCGCGCGUUACAUCAACCGGGCGCGUGUGCUGGAGCAGCGCAACGCUGUGUUCCGCAAGCAGCUGGAGACUCUUCAGCGCAUGGAGGAGGCGGCCGGACUGGAGGAGGCUUUCAGCGAGCAGAUCGGCAUCAACAGGCAGCGCAUCCGAGAACUGCUGUCUGACCGGGCCAAGCUGGAGAGAGAGCUGAAAGAUGCCGAACGCAUGCUGGACGAGUACAACAGCAGAUACAGAAACGAGUGCGCAUACCAAGAGCAGCUGCGGAACACGCUGGAACAGCUCAAUAAGGAAGCCGACACAGUGCUAUUGAGGAACCUUGAGUAUCAAAUCCAACUUCAGUUCCUGCAAGACGACGUCAAUGCCACCAAAGAGAGGCACAAAAAGAACCUUGCUGAAAUCCAGACGUAUCUAAACAUCCUGCAUCAGAUCAACCAGACUAUUCCCCUCAUGGCGAGCUCGUCCGUCUCAGAGGAACAGGAGCGGCUGAACGCUCAAAGGCGGGUGCCGGCCCUGCGGAGCCAGCUGGAGGAGUACAAGAGCGCCAUCUGUCAGCUGCAGGCUCAGAAGCAGCGACUGCAGACCGAGACCUCUGGGUUGGAACAAACCAUCAAGACCACACAAGAGAGCUACGACGACGAGAUCCAGCUGUACAACGAACAAAUCGAGACUCUCAGAAAGGAGAUUGAAGAGGCUGAGAGAUCACUGGAGAAAUACACCAAUAAGUGUCGACAGCUGGCCAUGUACCAGAGCUCUCUGGAGAACGAACUCGAGCGGUACACGAGGAUCAUCGAGAAUGAGGACAACAGAUUGAAUUCAGCGAUAAUUGGGACACCUAUUACUCUCCUCACAACCAAUUAUAAAUGCACCCACAGUCCUACCAUGAACAGGAAAGGAAAAGAUAUCACCCAAGCCAUCCAAGACAUCACUAACGUAAAGCCUCGUCAGAAGCACUUGGCUAAGAAAGUGUUAAAAAAGAAAGAGAUCACUUCCAAAGGAGCUAGUGGACUUGAGAAGGCAACAGAAGAAUUUGAGGAGGAAGUGAAAGAACAAGUGAUUGAGGAGCAGGGAGCAAGAAGAGAGGAGCAUGCUCCUCGUGAGGAUGUGCCUGAUGGUGCACAGAUCAGCAAGGCCUUCGACACGCUCUGCAAUAUGUUCCGUGAUCGCAUGAGACGGGUGAGGAGACCCGAGCCGAUCGCUGACUUCUUCACCAAGGGACGCUACGUACUAGUGACAGGUGACUCUAGCUACCUGGAUCCCUGCUUCUGUUCGACCACCCCUUCUGCCAGUCACAUCUAUGUUACAAUCCAAGAUGGCAUGAUGCCUUACGAUCCUUACUGGAGAGGUACACCUUCACCUCCCCCUACUCCCCUAUCCGGACCAACACCCCUAACCCCUUCCACACCUUCAGAACCAGAGAAGGGAAAAGAAAAUGGAGAUAGGGAGAAGGGUGGAAAUGGUGCGAAGGAAAAGUCCAAAAAUGGAGAGCCUGAUCCAAAGGCGAAAGAACCAGAACCAAGCCCCAGUUCACCACCAGGUCCUCAUGACAAAACAGGCCCCAGUCCUCCUCCAGGCCCCAGGCAGCCCUCACCCAGAAGAAAGUCUCCGGAGGAUUCCAAAGGUUUCCGAGGCCCUCCACCCAUGCCAUCGCACAGUUCCAUCCCCCCUGACUCCAUGAGUUAUGAGAAGGUCGAAGUAGUGGAGUCAGUGGAGAAGCUCUCGCCUGACAAAAAAGUGAAGGGCUAUGAAGAGACAACCACAGUGGUGGAGACCAUGAUCGAGAAGACUAGUAGAAAGAAACAUGCCGAUAGAUCUUCUUGAGCGUUGCCCGUCAAUGAAACAUUCCGAAAGUUCUAUCCAUUCUUGCCUCGAACUUUCUCCGGUUUUGCCUCCUGCCUGCCGUUGACGAGAUUCCUAGUGCUGCUGUUAACAUCCUGCACCAUUGCCUUUGGCCUUUACUGUCUGAAAACUUGGGAAGCCAAAAAUAAAUUGCCCCAUCUCCCCCCUCACACAAAAAAUGACUAAGAACCGUGACAUGGAGAACCUUACUUGCCCGUUCCAAUUGGAUUCACAGGCUCUAUUCCAAAACCUUGUGAGCUGCCUUCUUGAGCACCAACUACAUAAAUGAUUGACUUGAAAUGCUCUACCUAGGCAGCAACCUGUGCACAGGUGAAUCUAAAGAAAUAUUUCAAAAGAGUUUGGUGUUACCAUGUUGCAAAGCUUACAACACAAUGCUCACAAAACAGAACCAUAAACAUUGAUGGCUUACAAAUACUAGGUUAAAUAGUACAUUUUUAGUUUUAUAUUUUAGAUUCUGCUUUUCCUCUUGCUUCAUUCACCAUGUUGGAUGGAUAUUGUUUUACUCUGGGAUUGCCUUCUCUGCAAAAGAUACUUGCAAUGCUGCCUUAGAAUUUUUUUAAGUCCUGGUAUCAUAAAAGGCAGUGAGAGAAAAGCUGCCUACCUUUUGGAACAGUGAUUGCAUCUGGUCUUAAAAUGCUGCCUAGGCAGAUAGUUCCCUAAGUUCUGGAACAGAGCCAUACAUCUACCCCAAUAACAUGUACACUAUCACCCUCUUUCGCUCUUACCCUGAAGUCAAACUACAGCAAAUGUUUAGAGUUUUAUUUGCUAGUAUUUUUUUCAAUUAAGGAUGCCAGCAUUGCCCACCACAGUCUUGAUGUGUAAUAACUGCACCACAAAUAAACUUCGAAACCACAAAUCUCA